Aspergillus novofumigatus IBT 16806 is the source of this 699-nucleotide messenger RNA. RefSeq lists its product as uncharacterized. NCBI's taxonomy places the organism in Eukaryota, Fungi, Ascomycota, Eurotiomycetes, Eurotiales, Aspergillaceae. The annotation marks the transcript as partial. The record is from RefSeq and is a predicted model, not a curated record. The transcript has a single exon.
UCCAGGUUACUUCACGAGACCAUUCAGGACCAUAUUCUCACCCCCACCUUGUUGCCCAACUUGCUUCGCGCAUCCAGGGCAGCCCUAUUCCCAUCAAAUGCCCGUCCAAGCCAAGGAACAGAUGUAAAUCGAUUGUCGGCUCCGGCUCCGCAGCCUCCGCAAUUGUCCGUGCGGCCUCCUACGCCUACACAGCAAGGCCCUACUGGCGAUACAACAACCCCUGGCAAUGCUGACAGGACGACGCCGGCACCUCUUGCCUCUGCGCCAACGCCGUCCUUAGCUCAGAACCAGGGUCCCUCUGCGCCAGAAAUUGCUGCCAUCAAGCGAGAAUGCGCGAGACGCAUUCUGUCCCUGGGGCCUCGGCCAGUCGCACGGGUUUUCUUUGGUGUUCCAGAUAAUACCUCUGGCCCGACCGCUCUUAACGGCUCGACGGGAGAUGACUCGCAGCAGCCGCCCUCCCGAUCAUCUUCGCCUUUACCCACUCCACCCAACGAUACUGAAGAGACCCUCAUCUUGCAAGCAAUUGAGCGUGAUAUUUUGGACCUUUUCGCUGACGAGUAUUGCAACAAGCAUCUAAUCUACUCCAUCAUUGAAACGGUUCUCGCGAAGCUUCUCCCCGAGCUAUCGGACCACAGUAUAGCGGAGCUCAUGGAAGACAGGGGUAUCGCCUUUAACACAGAUCAAGUUCCAGAGGCAUAG